AGCAUAUGCAUUAACUAUUAAGAACAAUAUAACAUUUAAUUAUAUGAAGCACUUACAAGAUUCUUUAAGCUCUUAGUAAUAAGAUACAAAGUUGUAUGUUUAAAAAGUAUUCAAAAUGACAGAAGAAAAAGAAAACAUCAAAAAAAAUAUUAAAUAAUUAUUAUAAAAAAAAAUAAUUUUGUAUGAGGCAGUAAUUAAUAAUAAAUUAUAAUAAUAAAAAGAAAGCUAUUUGAUAGCUCUUUAUUCAAUAACUAAUCAAAUAUCUUAAUUAGAAAACAGAAUAAGAAAUCUAUGGAAAGAAGAUAAGGGUAUAUCUACUAUUAGAUUAGUUUGUUUCUUUUUAGCAGAAGUUAAAAAUGAUUUAUACGGUGCCUACAUCUGGAGUAAAUAAGUUUUUGCAGAAGAUCCAUUAGAAAUAAGGGUAAACAAGUAAUAUAAUAUUGAUAUCAAGAAUGAUAAGGUAUGUCGAAUUUAUGUAGAUUUUGGAUAAAACAAAGCUAUGAUUAAUUCUUUUUCAUAAAAUGCCUCUCAAAUACUUAGUAUUGAUUAGAUAAAACUAUAAAAUGUGAAAUUGCUUUCUAAGCUAAUUCCAUCUCCAGUUUCUGAGAUACAUGAUUCUUUAAUAAAAGAAUUCUUUUUAACAGGAAAAUCAAAAAAUUUUAGGUAGCUUAAUAUGCUCCAAAUGAAAAAUUUAGAUAAUUAUUCAGAUCCUGUUUAGAUAUUUUUUGAUAUUGAUAUGACUUACACAUAGGAUUUGAGGCUUGUUGCUUUUGUUAAAAUAGUUAGAAAUUAUUCUUCAGUAUAUUUAAUUUUCAAUAGCGAAGGCAUUCUUGAAUCAGCUUCAUCUAAUAUUUUUAAUAAAUUUUUUAUAAGUGAAGAUUAAGAAGAUAAAAAUUUCGAAAAUUCUUUCUUGCAUAAUAUGAGUUGGAAUGAUUUAUUUCCAAACCUUGAAAUGUACAAAAAGACUUUUGAAAGUUUUGAAAAUACAAAGAAGAAAACUUAAGAGUACAAAUGGAUUUAAUAACCUAUAGAAAUUUCAAAGCAGAGACAUAAAAAAUAAGAUUAGAUAUACUCUUAUUGUGCAAAUAUAACAAUUAGAUAGUAGGUAUACUGCUCAUCAAAUUAAAUGCAACAGCAAUUUUACUAUGUAGUUGAGAUAGAAAAUAUAAAAAACUAAAAAAAUAGUGAAUACACAGCUAAGUAAGCAAAGGAACUCUUAAAAGGAAAUUAAUAAAUAGGUCUAUAUGGUUUAGAAACUAUGUUUUCUUACACUCAAGAUAACUUUUUCAGUAAAGACAAUCUUGAAAACAUUCAAGAAGAAGAGGAGGGUGCUGAAAUACAGGAUAGUAAAAUGGUUAAAAAAAACCAAUCUCUUAUAGAAAUUUAAGAAUAAGAAAAUACAAUGAAUACAGAAAAUGCUUAAAAUAUUUACAAGUAGAAGGUUUUGCAUGGAAUUAAUAAAUUAAAAUUGUAAAGAAAAAUGAGUGAUUAUCGUUCUAACACUGAAAUGUCUUUGUCACCUGAGAUUAAAAAAGAUAAAUUAUCUUAAAGACAGAGCUCUUAAUUGCAGUUGUUUGAUUUUAGUGAAAGAGGAUUACAGAAUAAAGAUAGCUUUAUGAGUCCAGAAAACAAGAAUAAAGAAUUAAGAAAAAUGGCUAAUAGACAUAAUUCAUAUAUAAACUCUUCUCGUUCUGGAUUUAUGUUUGAUUAGAAUAAUUAAAGUAGCUAUUCCUUAACUUUUUUUAAUGAAUUGAGAGGUUUAGAUGACUAGUCCACUAAUCAUUACAAUGCUAGGUAAGAGAACAGUGCAAAGUAGCUAAGCAAUUAGAUAUAAGUUUUUAGCCCUUCAAGUUAUUAAAAUCCAUAUAAUAAUUAAAUUAAUAAUAAUAAUUCAAUUAGCCAAAUUUAUAAUAACGAUGAUCAGCAGUAAUCUUCGAGAAUGAAUAUACAGAUUCCUGGCGAUUCGUUCUCUAUUACUUAGGAACAGAAUUUUUACAACCUAAUUAAAAACUAUGAAUAGCAACAUGGCAAUUAUUUUAUUAAUUUGAACAACGAUUUAAAUAAUUAAUUGCAAACUAACAGAAUGCUGAAAGAAUAAAAAAGUAGUGAAAGUGAUUAGGAAGAAAAUGAAGUUCAAAAUGACUUUUAAAAAAUGAAAAGUUUUAAGAAAAAAGUAAAAACGAUAUAAACAAGCUUAGUCUCUUAAUAGUAAUUUGAGAGAGAAUAUAUGAAAAGAAUUAAUCACAACAACACAAGCUCUAACGUCAAGGGUAAAUAUAUGUACUUUAACAAUUACAAAAGUAUGCAUGAAUUUACUUAAAGUAAGAAACUUCCAAAUUCAUUGAAAAUACUCUCAGCUACAAAUCUUAUGCAAAUCAUACUCUCUGUUAUUUAAGUAAUCGGCCUUACUUUUUAUUUAAGAGAUUCUAUUUUUGGGCUGUAGCAUAAACUUAAUUUGAUCUAACUCCAAAGCUAAUUCCUAAGUCCGAUUGAUGAAGGUUUCGGAACUUUAUGGAAAGGAUUUAUAAAUAUGGAAGAUUACUUUUUGGGAUAAUUAGAUGGGAUACCUUAAUCUGAACUGGAUUUUUACUAAAAUUACUUUAAAUUGAUAAGAUCUAAUAUCAACUACACAUACGAUAGAUUGUAAUAAUUUGAAUAUUCUAUGGACAACUCCCAAUAAGAUUUCAUUGAUUUUCUAGGUUAGGUAUCAGAAUUUAGAGAAAAUGAUGGAAAUUAUGGAUAUAACAAUUUUAAUUCUACAAAUAGAUUUAUUGUAGUUUAAAUGUUAAAAACAUUUAGCUUUUUAAAGACAUAUGACUGGGAAAAUAACUACCUAGAUAACAAAGGAUAUUAUUAUGAUUACUCAUUUUUGUAAAUGAAUAUGCUUAAGAUAACAAACAUCUUUAGCUAGCUAAGCUAAAAUCUAAUUUAAGUUCUUUAAAAGAUUUCAUAAUCAAGUUUGAUAAGUGUGAAUGUUUAUUUAAUUAUUUCUUCAAUUAUACUAUCACUUUUAAUAAUAGUAUGUUUUGUUUAUUUCAUAUAAUUUCAGGCUAUCAAAAAAAGCAUUUUUAAUUUAUUCCAUUUUAAUGAUGCUAUUUGGAUUAACUUAGAACUGUAAUCCACUAAAGAAAAAUUAAAUCAAGUUAACUUAGAUUAGAAUAUAGACCCUUUUUCAGAUUAUCAUUUUAAUCUCUAUUAAUAUGAUGAAAUGCUUUAUAUUUAAGAAUAAACAAAAGAAAAGAUGAAGAGCAAGUUCAAAUCUAGAAAGGGGAUAAAUUAGUCGAAUAAAAUCGAAAUUCCUAUUCCAUAGUUUUACUCACGCAAACUAUUAGUUUUAUUUUUCAUCAUGUUUUUAGGUGUUAUAAUUAGUAAUGCUCUAUCAAUAUCUUUUAUCAAAAAAUCAUUUAUUGAUAGCUAUAUUAGUAGUGCAGAAAAAUUUUCAUACUUUUAAGACUCUUCUAAUUUAGCUUCAAGAUUGUCAGGUUAUAUAGAUUUGGCAAAUGCAAUUAAUAUUCACUGGUUUAGCUACUUUAACUAAAAUGAUACUAUUUUGAUGAGAAAUGAGUUUGAUGAAAAAGUUAUUCUUUUCAGAUCUUUUAUUACUAACUAGGUGAUUUAAAUAAAUGAUUUAGGCCCAUUUAAAAAUAAAGAGUUUAUUAAAUUUUUAAAUGCUGCAAACUCAUAUGACCUAUGUAGCUAAAUUAUGCAUCUUGAUGGUAUAGAGCUGGAGGUUUGCAAUAUUGCAAGCGGAGGCAUAUUAAAACAAGGACUAUCAGCAUCUCUGAUCUAAUUCAUCAAUGAUAUAAAAAGUGACAGAGAUUAAACUAAUUUUGAGAAGCGGUCAAAAUAAAAACUGGAGGUGUUUGAAAUAAGUCUUUUUUGCUCCAGGGUAUUAAAUUAUGCUAGUGAUUUGCUUUUUAAAGGUAUUGAAGACUUAUGUGACUCUUCAUGGCAAUAUUUACUAUCAAUUAUUUUAAUUUUUGGUAUAUUCUCUAUAGGAGCUAAUUUAAUAAUUAUGAUUUAUAUUAAAGUUAAAAUAAAAAAUUAAUUCUUUCUCUUGAAGCAGUCAUUGUUUUUGCUUCCUAUUUAAACCAUAUCAUUUGAAAGAACAUUCAGCACAAGUUUGAGACUAAUAUAUUUAAAGUAUGAUCUAUAUAGCAAUUACUCAUAGGUAUGA
This is a messenger RNA of Tetrahymena thermophila SB210, 4177 nucleotides long. RefSeq names its product transmembrane protein, putative. The transcript is spliced from 9 exons. The record is from RefSeq and is a predicted model, not a curated record. NCBI's taxonomy places the organism in Eukaryota, Ciliophora, Oligohymenophorea, Hymenostomatida, Tetrahymenidae.